Molecule: messenger RNA, 1819 nt
Organism: Stomoxys calcitrans (stable fly)
Lineage: Eukaryota; Metazoa; Arthropoda; Insecta; Diptera; Muscidae
Product: hydroxysteroid dehydrogenase-like protein 1
Exons: 5
Coding region: 85-1041 (318 amino acids)
Cellular component (GO): endoplasmic reticulum
Molecular function (GO): oxidoreductase activity
Source: RefSeq, a predicted model, not a curated record
AAUGAAAUCAAAUCCAGCUUUGCACUUGCAGAAGUUCAGUUGCCUUUUUUACUUAAUCAAUGAAGGUUGUUCCAGCGGUUUAAAAUGAGUUGGUGGUGCAGCUUCUUUACUUACCUUGGGUUUCUGGUAUUUCUCAAUUUCCUCUAUGACACUUUUAUAUCGCCUCUUCAACUUUUAUAUCAUAAAUGGCUAAAAGUUCUUUCGAAAGAGAUUUCCUUAGUAGAAAAAUAUGGAAAAUGGGCAGCCAUAACAGGAUCCACGGAUGGCAUUGGCAAGGCCUUGGCCCGUCAGUUGGCCCGAAGAGGAUUCAACAUUGUCUUGAUAGCUAGAAAUGAAGAAAAGCUUAAACGAGUGGCUGAAGAAAUUGAAAAUGAUUUUGGAGUUGAAGUCUAUAAGAUACAGGCAGACUUCUCCCACGGCAAGCCGAUCUAUGAGAAGUUAUUUGAAGAUUUAGCCAAGAAACCUAUAAAAUUUCUAGUUAAUAAUGUUGGUAUUGCCAAUAGUACACCCGCUUCAGUUGAAACCUUCUCAUCGGAACACUUGUGGGACAUGAUUAAUGUGAAUAUAGCUGCUGCCACGCAGCUCAGUCGUCAUUUUGUUGAUCUUUGGCAUCGCAAAGGCAUUAAAGGAUGUAUUGUCAAUAUUUCAUCGGCUCUGGAACUGAAACCAUGUCCCACUGGGGCUGUGUAUGGUGCAUCAAAGGCCUACCUACGAAGUUUUACACUAGCACUGCAGCAUGAGGCGAAACCUUUGGGCAUUAGAGUGCAGUUGGUAACACCAGCUUUUGUGGUAACUAGAAUGUGCAAUUACUCUGCAUUCCUUAUGAAGGGUAAUCUCUUUACGCCUCAAGUCGAUCAAUAUGCUGAAUGGGCUGUGGAGAGCAUUGGUAGAACCCCAUACACAACCGGAUAUUUUUGGCAUGGAAUUCUUAUAACUUUUAUAAAAAUUACACCAUGGCGUUUAUCAAAUAAACUUGCUGUCAUCAUUGCAAGCUAUUUAACGAAUGGAAUUAAUUGGCGACAAAAAUUAGCAACAUUAUGAAUACACAUUACCAUACAUAUAUGUAUAAUUUAAUAUUUAAUAUAUCUUCAAAAACCCCCUGUUUGCUAAAGCUGCCAUUAGACGAUAAUGCAUGUCAUAUGAGCUGUCACCCUCUGUAUUCAUAAGACUUGCCUUAUAUACGUCAAAUACGAAUAGGGCGUACUCUAAUCGGCAUGUAUUCCCAUAUGUAUUGUACUUUUCAUACCCUACACCACUGUUGUGGAACAGGCUAUUAUAACUUAGUGCAUUUGUUUGUAACACACAGAAGGAAGAGAGCUAGACCCAUUGAUAAGUUUACCGAUCGACUCAGAACCACUUUCUGAUUCGAUUUAGCUAUGUCCGUCUGUUGGUCCAUGUUAAUUUGUGAACAAAGUACAGAGCGUAAUUUUCAUCCAAUCGUCUUCAAAUUAGGCACCGGCAUUUUUUUUAGUCAAGAGACGAAGCCCAUUGAAAUUGGAAAAAAUCAGUUCAGAUUUGGAUAUAGCCCCCAACUUAAAGUGCAGGUGUAGGGUAUUAUAUAGUGGGCACCGCCCGACUUUUGCCUAUCCUUACUUGUUUUUAUAUACAUGAAAAUAAAAGCACGAUUUAAUCGAAAAAAUUGCAUAUAUAUUCCAAAAUUCAUUUGUCAUAUUAAAUUUUUCGUACGUAUCACACGAUGUGUACAACUUUCAGAGCUUCUGUUUUUAAAAUUGCAUAUGACAUGACUUACCGUCUAAUUGCAGCUUAAAUUGUUACAAUUUACUACAAAACAUUGAAAAUACAUUUUGGAGCCUGUUAA